AAAUUGACAUGCAAUGAUCGUCUAAAAAUCGUAAUAUCGGUGAAACAAAGUGACACGUGCUUUAUGAAUUAUGCCAAAUUAAUUUCAAUUCAGAAAAUUCAUGAAUAUACAAACAGCUGUUUCGUAUUUUUUUUUUUUACUUUGAAGAUUCUUUUGUUUUUAAAAAAUGAUGUCCACGAUAUUUAGCCGUAAUUUUUGCAGCCUAAUUAGGCAUUCGUUAUCAGUUCAAACGAUACGGCCAUUAACAUUAUCACAUCUUCGUAAUGGUCAGAAGAAUAUUGCUUGGUAUCAUUACAUUCCUAAAUCAUCUGGUCAUUUUCAAACGUUACGAAAUUCUUUGCGAAAAUUUUCAAAUACCCCAGAAUUAGAUGCUAUUCAAUUACGGCGAAAUCGUAUCAUUGGAUUCUGGCUACUAUCAUGCGCCGGUUUGACAUUCGUAACGAUAUGUAUCGGUGGCAUUACUCGAUUGACAGAAUCCGGAUUAUCUAUGGUCGAUUGGCAUCCAUUCAAAGAACUACCACCAUUCAAUAAUGAUCAAUGGGAACAAGAAUUUGAAAAAUAUAAACAAUAUCCAGAAUUCAAAGUCAAAAACAAAGAAAUUACAUUGGAUCAAUUUAAACGAAUCUGGUACAUGGAAUAUGCUCAUCGAAUGUUAGGUCGUACAAUUGGUGCUCUAUAUUUCAUACCUGCUGCAUUGUUUUGGUCACGGAAUUGGUUAAAUAAAUCCACAAAAAUUCGUGUAGGAAUAUUUGGUUCACUGUUAGCCGCUCAAGGAUUACUCGGAUGGUAUAUGGUCAAAAGUGGUCUAGAAGAGAAAGAAGUUUAUACACAUGAACCUCGUGUUAGCCAGUAUCGUUUGGCCGCUCAUCUGGGUACCGCUAUGGUAUUCUAUACACUUAUUUUCUACAAUGGUCUUGUUAAUAUUUGGCCUGAUAGUUUGAUUAAAGGCACGCCAGCCGUUACCAAACAAUUGAUACGUUUCAAACGAUUAGCUGCCGGAUCUAAAUUGUUCAUAUUUGCCACAGCAUUAUCCGGUGCUUUUGUUGCCGGUUUAGAUGCUGGAUUAGUAUAUAAUUCAUGGCCAAAAAUGGCUGAUCGUUGGAUACCUACGGAUAUGUUACGACAACAGCCAUUAUGGAGAAAUUUUUUUGAAAAUCCAACUUGUGUUCAAUUCGUACAUCGACAUCUUGGUGAAAUAACCGCUUUGUUUGUUAUGGGUUUAUGGGCAUCAUCAUUAAAAUUGAAGCUACCAUCAAAAGCACGAAUAGCAACGAAUUUAUUGGCCUUAGCGAUAUUAACACAGGUGACAUUGGGCAUCACAGCAUUAUUACAAUAUGUACCAAUUGAAAUUGCUUCAGCACAUCAAGCGAAUGCAAUGGUUACAUUAUCAAUAGCAUUAUGGUUAUCAAAAGAACUACGGUGGAUUAAAAAAUUGCCAAAAUAAUAAUAAUAACAUAUAUAUGUCAUUGAUUUGAAUUGUUAUUCCUAUCAGGAGUUUUUUUUUGUCA
Messenger RNA from Dermatophagoides farinae (American house dust mite), 1508 nucleotides. RefSeq names its product heme A synthase COX15. Gene Ontology annotation, biological process: heme A biosynthetic process. Gene Ontology annotation, cellular component: mitochondrial inner membrane. NCBI's taxonomy places the organism in Eukaryota, Metazoa, Arthropoda, Arachnida, Sarcoptiformes, Pyroglyphidae. Gene Ontology annotation, molecular function: oxidoreductase activity, acting on NAD(P)H, heme protein as acceptor. The record is from RefSeq and is a predicted model, not a curated record.